UCCAAAGUGCUUGUGAUUUACACUGGCGGGACGAUCGGCAUGAAGCACGACGACGUGCUCGGCUACCAUCCGGUCAAAGGCUACCUGCCGGAGAGGCUGCGGUCAAUCGGGCGGUUCCACGAUCCAAACGGCUUUGACGACUUUGACCUGGAGUUCCAGCGCACCGGCAUGCACACCGGCAAUACACGCGCAGCGCCAACGGGCAGGAAAAGCGGCAAUGCUUCGGGCAUGGCGUCCAGGCAGGGGCUUUCAGUUUCGGGUCCUGACAGCUCGGAUCCGCGCGGCACGGGCACGCCCGGGCGGCUGUCAGAAUGGCUGAUCACGCCCCGAUCGAUGUAUGGGCGGCGCGUGCAGUACUGCUUCCUGGAGUACGACCCGCUGCUCGACUCGUGCAACAUGGACAUGACCGACUGGGUGCGGAUUGUCACGGACAUCGAAAAGUUCUACUACAUGUUCGAUGCCUUCAUCAUCCUGCAUGGCACCGAUACAAUGGCAUACACAGCGGGUGCGCUGAGCUUCAUGCUGCAGAACCUGGGCAAGUCGGUGAUAGUGACCGGCUCGCAGGUGCCCAUCGCCGAGGUGCGUAACGACGGCAUCGAGAACUUCCUCGGGGCGCUGACGGUCGCUGGGCAUUUUGUGAUUCCAGAGGUAACGCUGUAUUUCAGCAACAAGCUGUUCCGCGGCAACCGGUGCGUGAAAAUCGAUGCGAUGGACUUUGAGGCCUUUGGAUCCCCGAAUCUGGCGCCGCUGGUCAAGGUGGGCGUGGACAUUGAGGUCAACUGGCCCGAGGUCCUGCGGCCCAACUGCAUCAUGCCGUUCUGCGCCCACAAGCAGAUGAACUGCAAUGUGGCCACUCUGCGGCUGUUUCCAGGCAUCUCGGCUGCCGCCAUCCGCGCGUUCCUGGCACCGCCCAUCCAGGGAAUUGUCCUGGAGACCUUUGGCGCUGGCAAUGCCCCCGACACGAGGCCCAAUAUCCUCGAGGCCCUGGCCGAGGCCAGCGAGCGCGGUGUGGUUAUCGUCAAUGUCACGCAGUGCCAGCGCGGCAACGUGUCGGAUCUGUAUGCGACAGCUCGUGGCCUGACCAACGCCCGGGUGGUGCCUGGCCGCGACAUGACGUCAGAAUGCGCUCUGACCAAGCUCAGCUACCUGCUGGGCCGCGGCUUCUCACCAGACAAGUGCCGGGACAUGCUGAGCCGCAGCCUGCGCGGUGAGCUGACCAUUGUGCAAUCGCACAAGCGCCCGAUUUUCUCCUCCGGCCACGUGCGCUCCAACACCUUUGCGCAGUUCGUCGCCCGCCAGAUCCUCGACGAGACCCAGGCCAACGAGGCUGACCUGGAGCCGCCGGCCAUGCCAAUGUCGCCCAGUAUUGGCUCCAGCGAGUCGGAUCUACCCACAGUGACUGAGCGCGCGUCCAUCUACCGGUCGUUCUUUCCUGUUCUGCUGUGUACGGCGGCGGCAACCGGCGAUUUGCAGGGGAUGUACCUUCUGGAAUCAGCAUCAAAUAAUUUCCUGGAAGUCACGUGCUAUGACUACACCGGCCAGACGCCUCUGCACUGCGCGGUGCGCGCUGGCCAGCUGCCGUGCGCGCGCUUUCUGCUGAAGCGCGGCGCCAGCGUGCAUGUGCUGAGCCGCAUGGGUCAUACACCCCUGUUUGCAGCCAUCCUGUCGCGCCAUCCCGAGAUGGUCCAGUUGCUUGUAAAUGCCGGAGCGCAUUUCAGCGACGCCGAGACCAAGGACCUGAUGGUGAGCAUGCAGAAUGCGGUGACGCGUGGGGAUAUUGAGUUUGUCAAGCUGGCGGUACGUGCGGGGUUCAACCUUGACUGCACUGACUACGAGGGCCGCACUGUGCUGUUCUUUGCUGUUAUUGCUGGUCAGGUCGAGAUUGUCCAGUAUUUGCUG
This is a messenger RNA of Linderina pennispora, 1899 nucleotides long. Its product is annotated as asparaginase-domain-containing protein. The transcript has 3 exons. Lineage: Eukaryota; Fungi; Kickxellomycota; Kickxellomycetes; Kickxellales; Kickxellaceae. The record is from RefSeq and is a predicted model, not a curated record. Gene Ontology annotation, molecular function: protein binding; asparaginase activity. The annotation marks the transcript as partial.